Prunus persica (peach) is the source of this 1217-nucleotide messenger RNA. Its product is annotated as protein arginine N-methyltransferase 2. The record is from RefSeq and is a predicted model, not a curated record. The transcript is spliced from 3 exons. Gene Ontology annotation, cellular component: nucleus; cytoplasm. Gene Ontology annotation, molecular function: protein-arginine N-methyltransferase activity; protein binding. Lineage: Eukaryota; Viridiplantae; Streptophyta; Magnoliopsida; Rosales; Rosaceae. Bases 95 to 1078 code for a protein of 327 amino acids.
AUAAUUUUUGAAAGCUGAGUGGGGGUAAGUCCAAUUUAUCCUUCGUUAAUAAACCUUGACCAGGGUUUGACAGACACUGCACACUGAGACAGACAUGGCGGAAGGCGAGCAACUAUGCGAGGCGGCGAGGAACGGCGAAGCCGAAAAGCUGAAAACUUUAAUCGAAACCGGAGCUGACGUUUCGUACUUCGACGGCGACGGCCUUACCCCGCUGAUGCACGCGGCCAAGCUGGGCCACGGAGAUGCCGUCAAGACUCUUCUAGAAGCUGGCGCGCCAUGGAACGCCCUAUCUCCUUCCAAUCUCUCCGCCGGAGAUUUUGCCAUGGACGCAGGCCACGAAAAUGCCUACGACAUCCUCCUCAAUGCCGGGAUUCAAGCUGAAUUGGUACUGGGAACGAUUGCGAGGAAAGAGAAUAAGAAUGGGGAUGGCAAUGGAGAUUACUUGGAAGACAGGGUGAGCUUCAGCGAGGACAAGCUGAUGGACUCAGACAGUAAGGCGGUGAUGAUGGCUUGGGAGAAGCCAUUAAUGGAGGCACACGCGAAAGCUGUUUGCUCAGGAGGUGGGCAUGUACUGAACAUUGGAUUUGGGAUGGGCCUCGUGGACACGGCCAUCCAGCAAUACUCCCCUGUUUCGCACACCAUUGUUGAAGCUCACCCGGAGGUUUACGGGCGCAUGGUUCGAACCGGUUGGGCUCAGAAGGACAAUGUGAACAUAAUAUUUGGGCGCUGGCAGGAUGUGCUACCUCAACUUCAAUCUUAUGAUGGGAUUUUCUUUGACACCUAUGGAGAGUACUAUGAAGACUUGAGAGAGUUCCACCAGCAUCUUCCUGUGUUGUUGAAGCCUGGGGGAAUCUACUCAUUCUUUAAUGGCCUUUGUGGAGGUAAUGCAUUCUUCCAUGUUGUGUACUGUCACUUGGUUUCACUAGAGCUUCAGAAUUUGGGUUACUCUACACAGUUCAUUCCAUUGCCUGUUAAGGAUUGUUUAGGAGAACAAGUUUGGGAAGGUGUUAAACAAAAGUAUUGGCAGCUUGAUACUUAUUACCUCCCUGUUUGUCAGUCCGUAGACGAUUUAGAAUGACAUUUGGGAGUUUGUUUUGUUUUACUUUUUAAACUUAUUGUAACUUCAAGGUAUUUCAUUUUGAUCGAUUUCGUGAUGUUUGCAUUGGAGACUGCUCUAUGAUUUUAUAGUUAUACAAUGUUAUCGUAAGUCUCUCUAA